Molecule: messenger RNA, 1877 nt
Organism: Larimichthys crocea (large yellow croaker)
Lineage: Eukaryota; Metazoa; Chordata; Actinopteri; Sciaenidae
Product: relaxin-3 receptor 1
Exons: 3
Coding region: 391-1602 (403 amino acids)
Biological process (GO): G protein-coupled receptor signaling pathway; cell chemotaxis; calcium-mediated signaling
Cellular component (GO): external side of plasma membrane; membrane
Molecular function (GO): C-C chemokine binding; C-C chemokine receptor activity
Source: RefSeq, a predicted model, not a curated record
UGCAUCUGCUGUGAGGCUGCAGCUAACUCCAUCUGCAUUUCUAACAUUUCUAAAGGAAACCUGACUACAAACAGUGGCAUCAUGUCAUUUCAGGAUUGUUUCUACAGAAGAGAAGAUUUUUUUCCUGUCUUCUGGUGUUGCAAAGUGGGAUUACCUUUCAUAAAGAUAAUUCCAUGUGUGCAACAGAGCGGUUGGCUACAAGAAAACUAACUGAAGCAGAAAAUUGAGCUCCUCUGAGAUUCAGGGUUAGAUGACUGUCAGCUAAUAAACAAGACAACCAGAACUUACAUUUUUAGUUCAUUAUUGGCACAAGGAGGACAAGCGGAAAUAUCUCUAAUAAUAGCCGGACAAGCUCAACCCUCAUCAGGGGUUGCCUUCAGGAUAGGAAACAUGUCAGACACUGACUUCAAGAGACUUGAGCUCUUUAGCAGCAUGCUGAAUGGUUGCAGAGAAGGCCCACCCUGUAACAACUCCCACCUGUUCUUCUACAACACCAGCACUGAUGGUGGGCUGGAGAUUCUAGAUGAUGAAGCCCUUUGGCUAAGAAUAGUCAUCUCUGUGGUGUACUUUAUCGUGGCUACAGCGGGAGUGUUGGGGAACUUGUUAGUGAUGUUCCUACUGUAUUCUACUCACACCAUCACCACAGGCAUCAUCAAUUUCUUUGUCUUUAACUUAGCUUUAGCUCACUUGCUCUUCUCCCUGGCCUUGCCGUUUUGGGCUGUAGACAUUGCACUGGACUACAACUGGCCCUUUGGCUUGGCCACAUGUAAGGCUGUGUCCUUACUCACUGGGCUCAAUGUCUUUGCUAGCUGUUUUUUCCUGACAGCUAUGAGUUUGACCCGGUACUGCUAUGUGGCCACUGCUCUCAAACCCAGGCCAUCCCUCUGCAGUAGAUUUUGCACCUCUCCGGUCGCCACAGCUUUCAUCUGGGCUGCAGCGCUUGUAGCAGCAACACCCCGAGCUGUGUUUGCUGACCUGAGACGUGUGGGCAGUGGCAAUGACACAGCAUGCCUGCUCCGUUUCCCAGAUGGUACAGCAUGGCUUGGAAUAAACCAGCUCCUGCGUGUGGUGCUGGGAUUUUUGCUGCCCUACACCAUCAUCACCCUCUCCUACCUGCUUCUGCUGCGCUUCCUCUGCCGGCAUAAACUGAGGGGCAGCAACUCUUGGCGAAAGGCUGAUAUUUCUAAGUCUGUGGCGGUGGUUGUGCUGUCAUUCUGCACCUGUUGGUUCCCAUACAACAUCCUCACACUUUGGAGUGUCCUGAUCCAACUUGACAUAGUUGAUAUCAGCCGCUCAUUCUACUUUGCUCAAACAUAUUUUUUCCCUCUGGCCAACUGCUUGGCCUUCACCAGCAGCUGCUUCAACCCGGUCAUCUACUGCCUGGUGAGAAAAGAAUACCGCGUGGCGCUCCAUAAUGUGCUCUUCAAGUUGAGCCUGGCUAUUAUGUCCAAGAUGCCCUAUGCUAUUAAUUCUGAGGAGGGAUCGGGACAGGCUGUACAGCUGGCUGUUCCACUCAAUACUGUGUUUAGUCAGACAAGCCACUCUGACACAAGGAAAUAUGUACCGCUGACAACACUUCCAACAGUAGUGUCCACCCUGUGAAGCCACAACACAAUUACUGUAUUCUUUAUACCUAUCCUUUAGUUUUAUGUUAUGUCAUGCAUUAUUUUGAGAGUUCUGAUUGUGUCUUUUGCUCUAAGAAUGCACAACAUGUAUACAUCAGGUCUGUUGUUAAAGCUGCAUCUUAAACAAGCUUUUGUGGGUCUUAUCUUUCACAGUCUUAGCUGUGAAUGGGCUGCAUGACUUGGGUCUUAUUCAGUAAAGGCAUAAAUCCAAGUUUCAACUUAAUUCUUUCACUUAUUCACGACAUAUUUGGU